Molecule: messenger RNA, 795 nt
Organism: Sebastes umbrosus (honeycomb rockfish)
Lineage: Eukaryota; Metazoa; Chordata; Actinopteri; Perciformes; Sebastidae
Gene: olig4
Product: oligodendrocyte transcription factor 4
Exons: 1
Coding region: 1-765 (254 amino acids)
Molecular function (GO): protein dimerization activity
Source: RefSeq, a predicted model, not a curated record
AUGGAUUCUGACUCUGGCUCCGUCUGCAGCCGCUCCUCGUCCCCAGACCUUGUGGUGGACGACUGUGCCGGGAGCUUCUUCUCCAACAAGAUGUUCCAGACGUACUGCCAAGAGAACAGAGCAGACGACGAAGCCGACGGCCAGGGCAGGACGGAGCGCUGCAGCGGGGGCGGUAAGGCCAAGACCAGGUCUGAGCCCAAAGAGAUCGAGGGGCAAGACCUGAGGCUGAAAGUCAACAGCCGGGAGAGGAAGAGGAUGCACGAUCUGAACCAGGCGAUGGACAGCCUGAGAGAGGUCAUGCCAUACGCUCACGGGCCUUCUGUCCGCAAGCUGUCGAAGAUCUCCACCUUAAUGUUGGCUCGCAACUACAUCCUCAUGCUGUCCGGCUCCUUGGAUGAGAUGAAGAAGUUGGUGGGGGAUGUUUACGGAGGCGCCGCCGCCGCCGCCCAGAGCCGCACCGUCGCCCACCACGCCAUCACCCCCUCUGCCCACCACCCUCUGCAUCCUCUGGCUCAGUCCCUGCACGCUCUAGUAGCGCCCUCAGCUCUCCAGCAUCACUCUUCACCUUCUCCCGCCACAACCCUGCACUCCCCUCCAUCCGCCAGCUUCCUGGGUUUCCACGCUCCAGUCCAGGGCCUCCUGAAGGACCCCCUCCACCUGGCCGGCUGCUACAGGCACUUCCCCGGCAUGCCCUGCCCAUGCUCGCUCUGCCAGCCUUUGCCCACCACUACCUCCACAUUACACAGCCUGUCUAUGACCAAGUGAGCAGGACUCUCUUACAAAAACUGACUUCUA